This is a messenger RNA of Eublepharis macularius, 3632 nucleotides long. RefSeq names its product deleted in malignant brain tumors 1 protein-like. Gene Ontology annotation, cellular component: membrane. The coding region runs from base 136 to 3378 and encodes 1080 amino acids. The record is from RefSeq and is a predicted model, not a curated record. The transcript has 10 exons. Gene Ontology annotation, molecular function: protein binding. NCBI's taxonomy places the organism in Eukaryota, Metazoa, Chordata, Lepidosauria, Squamata, Eublepharidae.
UUGACCUAAGCAGAUGUUCCAUCAGGACAAACUGCAGGCAAAACACCCUGGCCUUGAGCAGUUUGUGUAUGUGAGAAGUCUGCUGCCUUUGCUUUCCCUUCUUUCAUAGGACAUCUGGAAAAAAGGCUAUGAGAAAUGGCAGUGACCCUUCUUCUCCUAGCCUGUCUUUGGGGUAUGGUUUGGAGCUCAGAUCCUGCAACUUCAGACACAGCUGAAAUCAGGCUAGUUAAUGGUUCAAGUCGCUGCAGUGGGAGAGUGGAAGUGCUCCAUAAUGGAGAGUGGGGCACUGUUUGUGAUGAUGGAUGGGACAUAGACGAUGCCAAAGUUGUGUGCCGGCAGCUGGGCUGUGCAACUGCCCUAUUAGCCACACAUGAAGCACAAUUUGGAAGUGGAAGUGGCCACAUCUGGCUACAAGAUGUUGGAUGUGAAGGCACAGAAUCAGCUCUCAGUAGGUGCAAAAUAAGAUCUUGGGGAGGAAAUGCAUGCCAUCAUGGAGAAGAUGCUGGUGUCAUAUGCUUGGAGGUGAGGUUGGCUGAUGGUUCAGAUCCUUGCACUGGCCGGGUUGAGGUGUUCUAUAACCAACAAUGGGGAACAGUGUGUGAAAAUGGCUGGGACAUCAAUGAAGCUCAUGUCGUGUGCCGGGAAGUGGGUUGCGGUGAUGCUAUAGCUGCAAUGGGUGGAGCUAAGUUUGGACAAGGAUCUGGUCCCACUUGGAUGGAUGGAGUCAACUGCACAGGAUCCGAAGACAGUCUAAGCCAAUGCCCAGCAAAUCCCUUGGCAGAACACAGCUGUGACCACAGCAAAGAUGCAAGUGUAGAAUGUGCAGAGCCACCUGAGAUCAGGUUAGUGAAUGGUCCCAGUCAGUGCUCUGGGAGAGUUGAGAUACUCCAUGACAGACUUUGGGGGACUAUAUGUGAUGACGACUGGGACCUUGAAGAUGCUGAGGUUGUGUGUCGUUACCUGGGGUGUGGAACUGCUUUAUCCGCUUUGCAAGGUGCUCAUUUUGGAUCAGGACCUGGUCCUAUCUGGCUGGAUGGUAUUAAUUGCACAGGGACAGAGAAUGCUAUUAGCAAAUGCCAUGCAAAAGAGUGGGGAGAAAAUAGCUGUUUCCACAAUGAAGAUGCUGGUGUUGUAUGUAGAGAGGUCCGUCUAACAAAUGGCUCAAAGCACUGCUCAGGGAGGGUUGAAGUGUAUCACAAUGAGCAGUGGGGAACUAUUUGUGACAAUGGCUGGGAUAUACAUGAUGCCCAAGUUGUGUGCCGAGAGCUGAAUUGUGGAAAUGCCAUAUCAGCAUUAGGCAGAGCAGGCUAUGGCCAAGGAUCUGGUACUAUCUGGCUGGACACAGUUAACUGCACAGGAAAUGAAACAGCCCUCAGAGAAUGCCCCAAAAGUCCCUGGGGAGAGCACAGCUGUGACCACAGAAAGGAUGUGAGUGUGGAGUGCUCAGGUCUAAAUGAGGUCAGAUUGGUGAACGGCUCAAAUCGUUGUUCUGGAAGAGUUGAGGUGUUCCACAAUGGGCAGUGGGGGACCGUAUGUGAUGAUGACUGGGAUUUGAAAAGUGCCCAAGUCGUGUGUGGGGAACUUGAUUGUGGGGUAGCCUUGGCAGCCCCAGAAAGAGCUCACUUUGGAAAAGGAAGUGAUCCCAUCUGGCUGGAUGAUGUCAAAUGUAAAGGGACAGAAGCAGCCCUCAGGGACUGCCGGCUAAAAGCUUGGGGAAACAAUAAUUGCAACCAUGAAGAAGAUGCUGGUGUGGUGUGUUCAGCACUCAGACUGGUGAAUGGCUCAAGUGACUGCUCUGGGAGAGUGGAGAUAUUACACAGCCAUCAAUGGGGGACCAUAUGUGAUGACCACUGGGGCAUGAAAGAAGCUGAAGUUGUCUGCAGAGAAAUAGGCUGUGGUGCUGCUUUAAAAGCCCAUACCAAAGCCUGGUUCGGACAUGGAUCAGGGCCUAUCUGGGCAGAUGACAUCAACUGUGUUGGAACUGAAACUUCCCUCAGUGAAUGCACAUUGGGCCCCCGGAGUCCCAAGCAUUGUCACCAUGAAGAAGAUGUUGGUGUGGAGUGUACAGAGCCACCUGAGAUCAGGUUAGUGAACGGCCCCAAUCAAUGCUCUGGGAGAGUUGAGAUACUCCAUGACAGACUUUGGGGGACCAUAUGUGAUGAUGAUUGGGAUCUUGAAGAUGCCGAAGUUGUAUGUCGUUACCUUGGGUGUGGAGCUGCUUUAUCAGCCCCACAAGAUUCUCGCUUUGGAUCAGGAUCUGGUUUCAUCUGGCUGGAUGAUGUUAAUUGCACAGGAACAGAAAGCCGCAUCAGCAAAUGUCCUGCAAAACUGUGGGGGAAGCAUGACUGUUUCCACAAUGAAGACGCUGGAGUAGUAUGCACAGAGAUCCGUCUAAUGAAUGGCUCAAAUAGAUGCUCAGGGAGGGUCGAAGUGUAUCACAAUGGACAGUGGGGGACCAUUUGUGAUGAUGGAUGGGAUCUACAAGAUGCCAACAUUGUAUGCACAGAGCUGGAGUGCGGAAAUGCCUUAGCAGCAUUAGGAGGAGCACACUAUGGCCAAGGAUCGGGAACCAUCUGGCUGGACAGAGUUAACUGCACAGGAAAUGAAACAGCGCUCAGAGAAUGCCCCAAAAGUACCUGGGAAGGUCAUAACUGUGACCACACAAGGGAUGCAAGCGUGGAUUGCUCAGCCAUCCAGCAAGAGUGCAGCAAUCUCCAGGUGAAGCAGAAUUGGCAUCAGUGGAAAGAGACCAGGAGCAAGUUGCUUCCUCCAGUGAUCCCACGCGUGGAGUGUAUUGUCUUCAAUGAGGACUACUUGACAUGCGACUGGGGCAACAGGCAGAAACCAGCAAGCAACUACUCACUCUACUAUUGGUACAAAAGGCCCAUGGUAGAGUGUGAACAUUACAUCCAAAGUGAUGGUAUCAACACAGGGUGCUGGUUCAACCACAGCCAGAUUUUCUUGUCUCGUGCCUUCAACAUUUAUGUCAAUACAAGCCACAAUGGGAACAGCCAUGUGAUCCCCACCACCACCAUGUACCUGGCAAAUCUUGUGAAACCUGAUCCACCCGUUAACCUCACCAUCCAGAGAACAGGACACAACCAGGUGCUGCUGACUUGGUGCUCGACAUACAGAGCACCACACUGCCUGGAGCAUGUUGUUGAUUAUCUAAGCAACAAGGAUACCAAAUGGAAGAAGGUUACUACAGAAGAAAUGAGGCUCAUUUUACCUAGUGUGAACCCAGAGGAGAUCUAUACCUUCUAUGUCAGCAGUAAGAUAAGCAAUAAAUGUGGGUCAUCUGAUCUUUGGAGUGAGCUCUCUGGCCCUAUCACUUGGGAGAAAUACUCUACAAGAAAAAUGCUGAUUGUCCCCACAUAAAAGAAGAUUAUAGAUCUAGAAAAGGAGCAUCCAGAAUGGUCAACUCCAUUACAUAUCUGAUACCAGCACCCAGCUCCACCUCUAAUUUUUUUUAUUGUAACCUCCUGAUUGAGCUUUCAAUAUUUUAAAAUUGUUUAAAAUUGCUUUUUCAAAAAAAAAAGUUGUGAGCCACUUUCAUGGGUUCUUAUGUAUCCAAAAGGCAUUAUACAAAUCUGCAAACUAAAGAAAAUAAAUAAAAACAGCUGAUACAUACA